Molecule: messenger RNA, 429 nt
Organism: Coffea arabica (coffee)
Lineage: Eukaryota; Viridiplantae; Streptophyta; Magnoliopsida; Gentianales; Rubiaceae
Source: RefSeq, a predicted model, not a curated record
AUGGAGAUAGGUCAUUGGGGAUGGACUUCAGCGAAAAGAUAUGACACGAAAAAGGGGUCUAGUGUAAAAGUCCAACUUACACCGCAGUCACAUGUACCCAUAAGUUCCCAGUGUUCACCGGCGGCUACAGUUCACCAGAAAUCGACCGGAAUUUUUAGUGACGGUCUUCUUCCACCAUUUCCGGUCCCAAAAGAUUUUCUACUUCAAAUGCUCGGUGAAGAACGUGUUUCCAACUUUGUCAUACAGGAAAUUGUUAGCUCAACCUUGGCUGACUACACAAAGAAGGAAAAUCUAACAGUGAAAGGCAACAAGAUUAACACUAUACAGACAGCUGGAGAACUCAGAUCAUCGUUUGUUCCUGGAAAAGAAUUUGGAUUUAGUGCUACACUAGAGCUUGAAAUAUUGAUAGUCGAAACAUCUAGCCAAUAG